UCUUGAAGGAAUUCACCCAAAUUGGUUUGAAGUUAUUAGAUUGGUGAGUGUCUCAAGAAAAUUUAUAGACGCUCACUUUGAGGAGGGUAGAUCUGUAAUUAAAACUCCAGAAUUUCCAUAUCUUGGUGUUGGUCCAUUCCUUGCUAUGAAAUUGGAAGGACAUGAUGCUAUCAAGGAAGCUUGUCGAGCGGUAGCAAACUGGAAAUUCAGGUCAACUGUUUACAUUAGUGCUACAGUUGAAAAGGCACUAGAAGAUGCUGCAACCUGGUUCCGCAAUGAUGCUUCUGACUCUUUACAAAAAGCAAUGAAGAGGAACAGAAUGAUAUUCAACCACCCUGACCACGGCAUAUGUGGUGGCUUGCCAGUACAAAUUAUACAAAGCAUAGUGAAAUACACCCGAAUCGCUUUUACCCUCUCAAGUAGAACUCAGCGGUUCGUCCUAAUCAAGCCAAAGGCUUUCGAGGAAGGAAUUAUACCAGAGUUGCUAAAUACUAUUGAGAGUAACUGCCUUUACAUGAAAGGGUUAAAGCUGGUAAAAAAGUCUGAAGUUCCCGACAGUGUUGCGUGGUCUGAUGAUAAUUCUUCUUCCUCGGGUGAAACUCAGGCUGAAGAAUUUGGUAUUGCUUUAAUCGCGUGGCUUCCAGGUUCAAUGUUUGAUACAGAAGGUUCCUUGAUCAUCGGGAAAGAUUUAAUUGGGGAUCAUGUUAGCAGAUAACGAGUGUGUGUUUGUAAGUGCGGCAGCUGAAUCGUCGUUGAAGUUUGUUAAAGAGUUUUUCGAAUUUGGUGUUGUUGGCUGGCUGGAUCCAUCUAUACCACCUGGCUUUCACGGCGGUUACUUCGAUUCAACCUUAACUGGCCUUGAAUUUGAGGAUCACGAUCCAGAUAUGACUAAUCUGAUAAAUGAGUUCAAGAGAAAUUUUCCCGGUAUGACUAAUCUGAUAAAUGAGUUCAAGAGGAAUUGGCCUUCGUUUAAAUUGCCAGAGAUGGAUAAAUCAUUUUCCAGCUAUAACUGAAUUUAGCGGUGGCUCCUAAACUGGGGAUUUUUUUUCCUCCCUCAUGCACUCUCGUAUAUUCAAUAUGUCUUUUGUUUUUAUGAAAUUGUCUGUGUUUAUGCUGGCUUCAUGUGAGCAAACAAGUAUACUGAUGUGUGAGCUAUUCUCAAGUUAUCAAUCUUUUGCUGCAUCUUUAGAUUUCUCAUA
Papaver somniferum (opium poppy) is the source of this 1199-nucleotide messenger RNA. RefSeq lists its product as uncharacterized. The record is from RefSeq and is a predicted model, not a curated record. NCBI's taxonomy places the organism in Eukaryota, Viridiplantae, Streptophyta, Magnoliopsida, Ranunculales, Papaveraceae. The transcript is spliced from 6 exons. The coding region runs from base 146 to 715 and encodes 189 amino acids.